GCACAAGACAAUUAUUUCCUAACAAGUUAUCGCUUUUUAUCAUCCACCCACUUAGCAUUUAUCGAUAAGCCGUCGUUCUGUACAUUUUUAGCCGGCUUUGCAUUCUGCUUUGUUAAGUUUAACUUAUUUGGAAAAUUUAAACAUUUAUUGCAAAAAAUAAUAAUAAGUGAUAUACAGUACAUGUAAAUAGAAAACUCAUACAAUGGCUACGCUACCGCCACGCAAAAAUCUAACACCAACUCGUAUUUCCAAACAGCAUUUAACACCGCUACAAACUUUAUUACAAAUGGGCUUCCAAAAACAUAGGGCAGAAAAAGCUUUAGCCUCUACAGGAAAUCGUGGUGUACAAAUAGCGUCCGAUUGGUUAUUAGCUCAUGUCAACGAUAAUACUCUCGACGAAUGUACGCCACGAGAAUAUAUUCUGUAUGCUUGUCCAACUGGACCGUUCUUACAACAGCUUGAAGAAUUUUGGAUAAAAUCUCGUAUGAUGUGCGGCUGGAAUGGCGCUCAUAAUUACGUACCACAUAUCACUUUAGUAUCAUUUUUUAAGGCACCCGAUGAGUGUUCCCUACAGUUAUCUAAAGCUUUAAAACAAGUUGUUGAUAUGACUGGCGCUCUAUUGGAUCGUCCCAUCAAAUUGGAAUUAUACGUUAGCCAGAAUUUUAUGGGUUUCUUUGUCGCCGAAGAUGAUGCUAACUAUUUGAAACGUCUAGCCUUGCAAUACGUAAAAGAAGUGUCCAACUCAAUAAUUAGCGAUACUUAUGAACAACUUGAUGCCAUAGUUGCUUGCUUCCCUUGGUGUGGAGCUGUUUCAUCGGGUAAUCGUUGUAUACCGCGUAGCAGCCGCUCAAUUUCGUUGGAACCUCACGUGAAAUCGCUGCACCUGACUUUAGCGUAUCAAUUUCCGCAGAAUCAGUUUAAUACACUGAAAUCGCUGGUGGAAUCAUUAGACGCUUCAUGUGCCUCCAAUUGGGAAUUGCGUUUAUAUUCACGUGACCCCAGAUUGGCUACAAAACAAGUACACAAGGUCGUCUAUCCCCAUAGUCCACAUGAAAUCGAUGAACUUGAAUUACGCAUCGGUGACUACAUAUAUUUGAGCAGUGACGCAGUUGAUAAUUCAUCGGACGGUUGGGCUGAAGGUAUAUCUUGGUUAACCGGCAGCCACGGUCAUUUACCAGUUAAUUAUACUGAACGUACAGCUGAAUCAGAUGCUUGGACCUUGCAUCGUGUAGUGCAAUUAUCGAAAUCAAUAACGCCAUCAUUAUCAUCAGCAGAGGAAAUAGAUAUUGUAGAUGGCCAUAGCAUUUCAACAGAAGCGGAAGAUCAACCUCAUCGCGAUUCUACGCAUAGAUGGAAAAUGAAGAAUGUGUAUACAUUUUGUCAAAACGCUUGCAACACCGUUGGUUUACAUACUGAAUUAAUUGAAGGUACGUCCUUUAAUGAGGAUUCAGAACAAAGUGUUGAAAAGUAUUUGCGAAAAACAUUAAGACCUUGCUUGGAUUUAUCAUCAAUUAAUCAACACAAUCAAAGCAAUUUACAACAACAAACCACACCUUUAAUAGAAAUAACUAGUAUGUCUUCGCCGAAUGCAAACGAUAUCAAAGUGGAACCAAUGCCUGCCACUGCUCCAAAAUCUGAUGACACUUUAAGCCAACAUUCAGCCGAUAAUUCCGUUUCAAUAUCAUCAAAUCGUAAUCGUCGUAUUUAUAUUAUGCGUCACGGUGAGCGGGUAGAUUUUACAUUUGGCACUUGGAUCCCAUAUUGCUUUGAUGAAUUCAAUAAUUACAUGCGCAAAGAUUUAAAUAUGCCGAAAACAUUGCCGAAAAGACAAUACAUUCCGGAAGGUUGGCAAAACGAUUCACCUCUAACAAAUAUUGGUUUGUAUCAAGCCCGCUUAAUAGGUGAUGCUUUAGCAGAAGCUCGUGUUCAAAUUGAUCAUGUUUUUUGUUCGCCAGCUUAUCGUUGUAUUCAAACAUGUACAAGUGCUUUAGAAGGCCUUAAACUCAUUGGUAAAACACAUAUAAAACUAGAACCUGGUUUAUUUGAAUGGAUGGCUUGGUAUCCAGAAGGUGUGCCCGAUUGGUUAACCAAAGAUGAAUUAACUGAGGCUAACUUUACUAUAGAUCAUGACUAUCAGCCAUUUAUGACGAUCAGCACAUUAAACGAGGCGAUUAAAGAAACGACUGAAGACUUUUACACCCGUAAUUAUCAAGUUUUAAAGAAAAUUAUUGAAAACACAAUUGGGAAUAUUUUUAUUGUAGCUCAUGCAACGACUUUAGAUACUUGCACACGUCAGUUAAUUGGGGAAGCGCCACGCAAUACGAAUGAAUUAAGGCAGGUGAUUCAUAAAAUUCCCUACUGUAGUUUGGCAAACGUUGAAGAGAUUGAUGGUCAAUGGAAGCUCGUAGAACCGGAUUGCUUGCCGGUAACACAUUCAAAAAAUCCACGCUUCGAAUGGAAUGCUUUAACAGCCACAUAGUGCAAGUGUUUCGAAGAUUUUCUAAUAAAUUUACCCUGUUAGAAUAGUUCAAGAGUAUAAAUUAAAUUUUAAAGUUUAGACUGUAUGUUAGUGCCCUCGCCUACCACACGCCGUUCUUCUCCUCUCCGUGCAAAUUCCUUGAAAAUUAUACAAAUGCAUAUUUAAAAAGUGUAGUAUUCUUAAAAGCAUUUUUGAAACUUAAAUAGUUCUAAUUA
Glossina fuscipes is the source of this 2694-nucleotide messenger RNA. It is a transcript of the gene Epp, whose product is annotated as protein UBASH3A homolog. NCBI's taxonomy places the organism in Eukaryota, Metazoa, Arthropoda, Insecta, Diptera, Glossinidae. The transcript has 11 exons. Gene Ontology annotation, molecular function: protein binding. The record is from RefSeq and is a predicted model, not a curated record. The coding region runs from base 203 to 2479 and encodes 758 amino acids.